AUGGAUUUCUCCAACCUCAAAGACCAGGUCAGCAACAUGACCUUGUAUGACCUGAAGGCUGGUGUCCGCAAGGUCCAGAAUGCCGUCAUGAACUAUACCGAGAUGGAAUCCAAGGUCCGGGAAGCUACAAACAAUGAACCCUGGGGUGCCUCGACCACGUUGAUGCAGGAGAUUGCCAAUGGAACACACAGCUACCAAUUGCUCAAUGAGAUCAUGCCCCUGAUCUACAAGCGAUUUACCGAUAAGGCCGCAGAGGAAUGGAGACAAAUCUAUAAGAGUCUCCAGCUUCUCGAAUUCCUUGUGAAGAAUGGUUCCGAACGAGUUGUCGAUGAUGCACGAUCUCAUAUGUCGCUUAUACGGAUGCUCCGACAGUUCCACUAUAUUGAUAUGAAUGGCAAGGAUCAGGGUAUCAAUGUGCGCAAUCGAUCAUCUGAGUUGGUGAAAUUGUUGGGUGAUGUGGACCAGAUUCGCACCGAAAGGAAAAAGGCCAAGAACAACCGCAACAAGUUCAGCGGUUUCGAGGGCGGCAGUGGUACUGGAGGUGGCAUGUCCAGCUCCGGUCGUUAUGGGGGCUUUGGCAGCGACAGUAUGGGGUACGGCGGAUACAGCGGAGGUGUCUUCGGUGACGGCGGCGGGUUUGGUGGACAAUCUAGCGGCGACUUCCAAGACGCCGGACGCCGGUCCAACCGCUUCGAAGAAUAUGAUGAGUAUGAUGAGGGCGAUGCCCCCGCACGUACGCCUUCUGCCCGAGCGAAGCCCCAGGCGAAGAAGCCCGAGCCAGCUCCUGAGCCUGUAGCGGACCUUUUCGACUUUGGCGACGACGAGCCUGUCACCACAACUUCCAAUGCGGCUGGCAAGCAACCCGCCGGCAGUGCCCUCAACAUUCUAGACCCCACCCCAGCCGACGAUGACGACGAAUUCGACGAUUUCCAGUCCGCAACCCCGGCUACCCAGCCCACUCAGUCGUCAAACCAGUUCAACAUUCCUCCUCCAGCAUCCACCGCCAGCACAACCUCCAACACCCAGUUCGUCGCGCCUCAGCCAAUCUCGGCCUCGCAGGGCGCCAACAUCAACGGCCUGGUUGGAUUCACCUCAGCCACACCCACCCCCUCUUCCAGCGGGAUGGCCACUCCCCUUUCGCAGAUGGCCCCAAUGCAACAGCAGAAGCCCUCCGGAUACCAAGCAGCCACGCCAAACUAUUUCACCUCCAUCCACGUGCCCCAACAUUCCGGAUCCUCCCACGCUGCCACUUCCUCCGUGUCCUCCAUGGCCAGCCCAUCCAGCACAGCGACCAAGCCAGCCUCAGCAGCAGCCAAGAAGCCCUCCGGCGACGCCUUCGGCUCGCUGUGGUCGACCGCCAGCGCCAGCGCCGGCAUCCAGAAGACCAACACAGGCAACCAGAAGGGUCCCAACCUUGCCAGCAUGGCCAAGGAAAAAGCCAGCGCCGGCAUCUGGGGCGCCCCAGCCCCAUCCAGCAGCGCUUCGACACCAAGCCAGCCCCAGCACAAGCAACAGUCCAGCUCGGCCUUUGAUGAUUUGCUAGGUUGA
Penicillium bovifimosum is the source of this 1548-nucleotide messenger RNA. RefSeq names its product ENTH domain-containing protein. Gene Ontology annotation, biological process: Golgi to endosome transport; endocytosis. The record is from RefSeq and is a predicted model, not a curated record. The transcript has 5 exons. Gene Ontology annotation, cellular component: plasma membrane; clathrin vesicle coat; endosome. The coding region runs from base 1 to 1548 and encodes 515 amino acids. Lineage: Eukaryota; Fungi; Ascomycota; Eurotiomycetes; Eurotiales; Aspergillaceae. Gene Ontology annotation, molecular function: phospholipid binding; clathrin binding.